This is a messenger RNA of Periconia digitata, 2439 nucleotides long. NCBI's taxonomy places the organism in Eukaryota, Fungi, Ascomycota, Dothideomycetes, Pleosporales, Periconiaceae. The record is from the annotation of a GenBank genome assembly.
UUUGUGAUUAUGGAGGGAGUAUCGAGGCAGGGUACAUUCGAGGGCCAUAAACGAACAUCCUUAUCUGCGCGCACAAAUUGCGCAUACUCACCAGACGCUUCCAUCCUUCUCGUCGGCAUCAGAGGGACAGGGAGAUCAACACUGGCCCUCGUCGCAUCGACUUCCCUCCGUUUUAACCUCGUCGAUUCAGAAAAGAUCUUUCACGCCAAACAUGGUCAGACAAGAACAGCAUAUGUUGCAGCGCAUGGGAGCGAUGAAUACAGGCGUCAGGAGGUUGAGUUAUUGCGCUCAAUACUCACACAACACCCAAAGCGCGCAGUCAUCAUCUGUGGCUCUGGGUCUGUCGAAGGAUCUGGCCAGGAACUUGUCCGGAAUUUUGCAACAAGUCACCCGGUGAUUUUCAUAUUACGAGACGCAGGCGACAUUUCCAGAUACCUUGGCUCCUGCGAUGAAGAUUUUGUCUCGGAUCUUGUACAUCGCAGCACUCCAACGUUUCGAACUCUUUCAAAUCUGGAGUUCUAUAACCUCUCGGACUCCGCAAUAGCAAUGCAUGGAAAGGACCAAGCUGGUCAGCCAUCGCUCCUCCUCAAGAACGUAGAAAGAGAUUUCUUGCAACUGUGUUCCUCUGCCAGAGAACAUAGACCGGGAGUUUAUACCAACAAAGCUCAACACUCGCUCUCUGCGGUGCCCCUUGAAAGACGAUUCUUUACUUACUGUUUGUCGCUCCCUAUAGAGCUGGCUUUGAAAUUUGCUGAGCAAACAAGAGGGGUAGAUAUCCUGGUAGAUGCUAUUGAACUCACCAUUGACAUUGCUCCUCUGUGUUCAGCCAACAGUCUUAGCCACAGUAUAGCAACGCAGAUAACACGGCAGUACUUUGUCACGCGCCGAUCUUUCCAACUUCCCAUUAUAAUUCACGUUAUAUCAUCUAUGGAAAGAGGCCUGCAGGAUUUGCUGGCCCGCGAAAUUUACCUCGAGGUUGUGGCACACGCGCUGCGUCUCGCUCCAGACUAUCUAACGGUAGACUUUCAUCUCGAUGACGCGGAUAUUAGCCAAGUUCGCUCGGCCAGAGGACAUACCAGAAUCAUCGGUCAUUAUUUGGAAACCUCCCCUUCGUCAAAUUAUUGGUCUAGUCCGCAGAUAUGGUCCCUGUUACAAAGAAUGAGGAGAUCUCAGUGCGACCUCAUCCGGCUUUGUCAAACAGCGACGUCGAGAGCAGACAAUCAGGGUGUCCGAGAGUUCAUCCACUCAGCCAAAUCUUCUGAAAAAACAGAUGCCCCAAUCAUCGCGUACAACACUGGCCGUCACGGUCGGCAGUCAUGCUAUCUCAACCAAAUAUUGACACCCGUCACACAUCCACUUCUGCGCAACCCUGCACAGAUUGGUGGAGAUGAUCGGAGCUGGCUUCUUACAAUACAGGAGAGCCAGAGUGCCCUAUACUCGUCAUACACGUUCGAACCCCAGUUUUUCGGCAUACUAGGCGCAGAUGUACUUGCUAGUCUUUCCCCGGCCAUGCACAACUGCGCAUUCGAGUCCUUUCAGUUGCCCCACAAAUACUCGACAUUACAAUGUUCUUCGUUGAAGGACCUUAAGACUCUAGUUCACGACACCAGGUUCGGAGGCGCAAGCAUCACAUCCCCGUUCAAACAGGAGAUAAUCCCAGUCCUUGAUCAUCUGAGCCAGUCUGCACGUGCUAUAGGCGCGGUCAACACUCUCAUCCCUCUGAGGUCGAACGGCCUUGAUGGUUUACUUGCGCGGAAUGAGACAGGUCCAGCAGUGGCCCUGUAUGGUGAUAACACCGAUUGGAUAGGGAUCUACAACUGUGUUCGACGACACUUAUCCCCAGUGAAUGCAAUUAGAACCAACACAACCGCACUCGUGAUUGGCGCUGGUGGUAUGGCACACGCAUGUGUCUACAGCAUGAUUCGGCUUGGAAUUCGGGCAGUUUUCGUCUGCAAUCGCACCGAGAAAAGGGCUCAGGAGCUUGCAUGCAGGUUCAACGGAAAGACUUACUCUAUCGACCACAACAACGUAGAUAACCUUAUAGCUGGAGCUGCCCCUGAUGCCCCUAUGUGUGGUCCAGCUGAUGUCAGAGUUCUUCCGCCCACUCACAGCCCAUGGCCGACAGGCUUCGCUCCACCAACAGUCAUCGUAUCCUGUGUUCGUUCGGCAGCUCCAGAUGGCCCCGAAGAUCUGGAUGUUCCGGAUGAAUGGCUUGCGAACCAAACUGGUGGGGUACUGAUUGAGCUUUCUUACGAUUCUCUCGAGACGAAAUUCAUUAGAAAAGCUCGGACUUUCUCAAGUCGCGGUUGGAUCACGGUUCAUGGACUUCAAGUGCUCCCAGAGCAAGGCAUUGCGCAAUUCGAAUUAUUCACAGGGCGUCGAGCACCGGAGAAUGUGAUGCGGGCGCAAAUGACUCAGAGAUAUACCCAGUUAGCAUAG